This is a messenger RNA of Penicillium antarcticum, 1713 nucleotides long. RefSeq names its product GPI-anchored transamidase GPI17 (gene PIG-S). Gene Ontology annotation, biological process: attachment of GPI anchor to protein. The transcript has 2 exons. Gene Ontology annotation, cellular component: GPI-anchor transamidase complex. Bases 1 to 1713 code for a protein of 570 amino acids. Lineage: Eukaryota; Fungi; Ascomycota; Eurotiomycetes; Eurotiales; Aspergillaceae. The record is from RefSeq and is a predicted model, not a curated record.
AUGACGACCAAACAAGGAGACCAAGCGUCUCCUCAGGCUUCGGCCUCACAACCCAACGAAUCCACCGUCAAGAGUGCUCCGCCCCCAGAAACCCCGGCUGCCGUCCUAACGCGAUUCCGAGUGAUAGCUGCAUUCUGGGCAGUGAUUAUAUUCUUGGGGUUCCCAAUAUGGUGGAAGACAACGUCUAUUUACAGGGCACAUCUCCCUAUCGAGGAGAUGGUAGAUUGGGCUGAUGGAAAGGCAUGCCGACCAGUCUUUCCCUUGGAGAUUCACCUUGCCACACCUUCGAUGCAAUCUAUUGAGGCGCAACAUCUCCUCCGCACCACACAGCAUACCCUUGAUGAUCUGAACGAGUUCGCGGCUCACCACCUCCGCCUAAAGUUAGCCAACGACAGCGCAACUGCGUCACAUAGUGUCGAUAAUGGCUUCGACGGUGCGAUCAAUGCCGAAGGGCAGGCACCAGACACCGCAUUAACGGUUCGCCUUCUAGCCCAGGAAGGUCUGGCAGCCCCUCGGUCUGAGCUUCAUGCAGCCACGACGCAGCUUGAUGUAUUCUAUCCUCCGAGCCAGGUCCCCGUGCCCUCCUCCUCGAACUCACCCCUCUCUGCAUUCAUUGCGGAAGAGCUACAGCAAUUGUAUGGUGAAGAGAAGGCUACGAUAGCACACAUCCUGUCCGGACACACUGGCAGCCUUGACUCAACAUCGCCCCGAAUCGCUGAGAGCAUUAGUCGGAGACUGCGCAGAUCGAUGAAAUACGCCGAGACAUAUCACCUCUCAUUCUCCCUCUUUACUCCGGGAUCCGAGCCGUCAUCUUGGGACAUUGAGGCUGCUGUGAAGGAGUACCUUUCCCCACUCCUGCAGGCAUUUGAGCCCAUCAGCAACUUCACAGUCGACACGCAGGUGCAGCUGUAUGCAAACUUCGCACCUACUGCGCCGCGACCGGAGUAUGAUGAAACAGAGGCUGCAUGGACAUUCAAAAAGGAGGAUCUCAGCGCCUUUGUCAACGCUGCCGAGUGGCCUCUAAACCCAAGCAUCGGCAACGGGCCUACAAUCAACUUCAUCCUCUACGUCCCAGAUCCAUCCCAAUCCCCUUUAAUUGUCAAGGAGAACCGGGCUUCAAGUUGGAUUGUUCCCCAAUGGGGUGGUGUAUACCUCCUCAACCCGACCCUUGCCAACUCGAAGCAGGGCCAGGUCAAUCCCGCCCAUCUCUCCCAGGAUUCUCUAGGCCCUGCCUUUAUGACAUUCUCUCACCAACUUCUCACCCUCCUGGGUACACCUAGUACUCCGUCCUCCCUUCCCCUCCGUCUUCAAACAUCCAUCCGCAUCCGUGCAGCCACCCUCCUUCUCUCCGCAUCAUCCACAAUGGGCUCUCUGGCCCGUCUCACCGAAUCUCUACCCUCAAUACCUAUCCCAGCCAGUGUUGCCUCCUCUGUCUCUACCACACUUUCCCAUCUAGGUGCUACAUGCUCCCACUUGCGCGAGGGCCGCUUUGGUGCCGCGCUUGCCAGUGCCAGAGUCGCCGAGACAGAAGCCGAGCGUAGCUUCUUUGAGAAGAGUAUGGUUGGCCAGGUCUACUUCCCUGAUGAGCACAAGGUUGCUGUCUACCUGCCUCUUUUGGGUCCGAUUGGUGUACCUCUUGUUGUUAGCUUGCUUAAGGAGCUCAAGAGAAUUGCAGCUGGACGUAAAGCAAGGAGAGCGGCAGCCGCGGCGUAG